This is a messenger RNA of Sciurus carolinensis (gray squirrel), 912 nucleotides long. RefSeq names its product vomeronasal type-1 receptor 4-like. Gene Ontology annotation, biological process: G protein-coupled receptor signaling pathway. The transcript has a single exon. NCBI's taxonomy places the organism in Eukaryota, Metazoa, Chordata, Mammalia, Rodentia, Sciuridae. Bases 1 to 912 code for a protein of 303 amino acids. Gene Ontology annotation, cellular component: membrane. The record is from RefSeq and is a predicted model, not a curated record. Gene Ontology annotation, molecular function: pheromone receptor activity.
AUGGCAUCCAGAGAUGUUGUUCUAGGAAUCUUCUUCCUGUCACACACUGUGGUUGGAGCUCUGGGCAAUUCCUCUCUUCUUCUCCAUUUCCUGGUCCUUGACUUCACCAGGUGCAGGGUACGACCCACAGACUUGAUUCUGAAGCACUUGAUUGUGGCCAACUUGUUAAGCCUCCUGUGUAAAGGAGUUCCCCAGUCUAUGGCAGCUUUCAAUUUGAAAUUUUAUCUUGGUGAUUUUGAAUGCAAACUGCUAUUCUACCUGUACAGGGUGGGCAGAGGUGUGUCCAUUGUAACCACAUGCCUUCUGAGUGUCUUUCAGGCCAUCACCAUCAGCCCCAGUGAAUCCUGGUGGGCAGAGCUUAAAGUCAAAGCUCCAAGGUAUACUGGAUCCUCCAUGUACCUGAGCUGGGUCUUGAACCUGCUUAUAAAUAUCAUUAUUCUUAUGUAUAUCACUGGAAAAAGGAACAACACAACAAUGACAAAUCUAAAAGAUUUUGGAUACUGUUUUAGUGUUCGUCAUAACAUAGCAACAGACUCACUGCAUGCAACUUUGCUAACAUUCCCUGAUGGUGUGUGUGUGGGCCUCAUGCUGUGGGCCAACAGUUCCGUGGUGCUCAUCCUCUACAGACACAAGCAGAGAAUGCAGCCCAUUCUUAAGACCAGUUGCCCUAGGUCUUCCCCUGAGUCCAGAGCCACCAAAACCAUCCUUCUCCUGGUGAGCACCUUUGUCUUUUUUUACACACUUUCCUGUAUCUUUCAGGUUUGUUUGUGUGUUGUUCAUAAUCCCAACUGGUUCCUGGUGAAUAUGGCUGCAAUAGUCUCUGGGUGUUUCCCAGUUGUCAGCCCCUUCCUGCUUAUGAGUCGAGACUCCAGGUCCUGUUUUGUCUGGAUACAUAAUAGAAAAUCCCCCUGA